Phialemonium atrogriseum is the source of this 2646-nucleotide messenger RNA. RefSeq names its product Dimethylglycine oxidase. Gene Ontology annotation, cellular component: mitochondrion. The record is from RefSeq and is a predicted model, not a curated record. The coding region runs from base 83 to 2584 and encodes 833 amino acids. Gene Ontology annotation, molecular function: oxidoreductase activity; protein binding. Lineage: Eukaryota; Fungi; Ascomycota; Sordariomycetes; Cephalothecales; Cephalothecaceae. The transcript has a single exon.
UUCCAUUGUCUCUCGUCAUCCAUCUUUUUCUUGACGAUCAGAAGUUCAGAACUACCUUGAGAGACCCGUACCUACCCACGCCAUGGCUCCCACACAGCGCGUCGUCAUUAUUGGAGCUGGUAUUGUCGGUACCAAUAUUGCCGACGAGCUGGUCUCGCGCGGAUGGAACGACAUCACCGUGAUUGAGCAGGGGCCACUGGACAUGCCGGGAGGCUCUACAUCGCAUGCCCCCGGCCUUGUAUUCCAGACCAACAGCUCCAAGUCUAUGAGCUUGUUCGCGCGGUACACGGUGGAAAAGCUGCUGUCGCUGGGAUGCUUCAAUCAGGUGGGCGGCCUUGAAGUGGCAGCCACCCCUGAAAGACUCGAGGAGCUCAAGCGGAAACACGGCCUUGCCACUUCUUGGGGCAUUGAGUCGCGCCUGGUCGGCGUUGACGAGUGCCAGGAGCUGUACCCGCUUUUGAACACUGACGUGGUGCUUGGUGGUCUGCACAUUCCCAGUGAUGGCCUGGCAUUGGCAGCCCGCGCUGUUCAGCUGCUCAUGGAGCGCACCCGCAAUGCCGGGGUUCGGUACCUCGGCCUGACCCCAGUCACCGGCAUUGAGCAGAGUGGAGGUCGUGUCACCGGCGUAGUGACAAAAUUUGGCACUAUCCUUGCCGACAUUGUUCUCUCAUGCGCCGGCUUAUGGGGUGUGGAGGUGGGGGCCAUGGUCGGCCUACCCAUCCCCCUACAACCAGUCGCACACCAGUACGCCAAGACCAGCCCCCUACCAGCCCUGAUCGGGAGAGAAAACACCCCGCCGAAGGAAGCAAUUCUACCCAUUCUUCGUCACCAGGACCGGGAUCUUUACUACCGUGAGCACGGUGACCAGCUUGGCAUUGGCUCCUAUGGCCACCGUCCUAUGCCAGUUGUCGCCGCGGCGUUGGGCAAAACUCCAGAUCAAGUCGACGAGCACAAUAUGCCGUCACGCCUCGAUUUCACUCCCGAAGACUUCGGGCCGGCCUGGAAGUUAUCCCAAGAGCUUCUCCCCGCCCUGCGGGAGAGCGAAGUCGCCUCCGGAUUCAACGGCAUCAUGUCCUUCACCCCCGACGGUGGACCCCUCAUCGGUAGGGCGCCCAACCUAGAAGGAUUCUACGUAGCAGAGGCAGUCUGGGUGACGCACUCCGCCGGCGUGGCACGUGCCAUGGCCCAGCUCUUGACCACAGGAAGGUCCGAAACCGACCUCUCGGAAUGCGACCUGUCACGCUUUGAAGAGGUCCAACUCACCCCAGCCUACGUCAGCGAGACUUCGCAACAGAAUUUCGUCGAGGUGUACGACAUCUUACACCCACUUCAACCGCGAGAGUCACCACGAGAUCUCCGCGUCAGUCCAUUCCAUGCCCGCCAGCGCGACCUUGGCGCCUACUUCCUCGAGGCCGGCGGGUGGGAGCGUCCGCAGUGGUACGAGGCCAAUGAGCAUCUGCUCAAGCAGCUGCCAGCGAAAUGGAAACCCGUGGAGCGCGAUGCCUGGUCUGCUCGGUACUACUCUCCGAUCGCUGCCGCUGAGGCUUGGAAGACGCGCACGGCGGUGGCCAUGUAUGACUUGACCCCCAUGCGACGUCUGGAGGUGUCCGGCCCUGGAGCGGUUGAUCUACUCCAGCGACUAACCACGGGCGAUAUUACUACGAAGCCGGGCACUAUCAAGUUCACCCUUCUCCUUGACGACCAAGGAGGCAUCCGUAGCGACGUCUUUGUGGCUAGGCUUCUUGAUGACUUGUUCCAGUUGGCUGUCAACGGGCCUGCCGACCUGGUUUACCUUGCCCGAGAAGCUCGCAUUCAGCGGGGGAAAGCCUCAGACAGAUAUGUUCAGGUUCGCGACAUUACCGGAGGAACCUGCUGCAUCGGGCUCUGGGGCCCUCGUUCCUCCGAGGUCAUAGCUGCGGUCAGCUCCGACGACUUAACAGACAAGGGUCUACCCCAUUCACACGUCAAGACGGCAACCAUAGCCGGUAUCCCGACCAGGGCGAUGAGGCUGUCGUUCGUUGGCGAGCAAGGUUGGGAGAUCCACGCCAGUGCUGAUAACGGUCCACGGCUUUGGGAUGCCCUUUGGCGGGCUGGUCAGCUUCAUGGAGUCAUUGCAGCUGGACGGAGUGCCUUCAAUGCGUUGCGACUAGAGGCAGGGUUCCGGACUUGGGGCAAGGACAUGACUACCGAGCACAAUCCAUUCGAGGCCGGUCUCGAACACGCCAUUGAGGCGGGAAAGGAAGGGUACGUCGGCCAGGUUGCCAUCAAGCGGCUCUCUAAAGAGAAGGUCUGCCGACGGUUACGCUGUCUCACCAUCGACGAUGGACACUCGGUGGUUAUGGGCAAGGAGCCGGUGUAUUUCCACGGCAAACCAGUGGGCUAUGUUACCAAUGCCGCCUUUGGGUACACAAUCCGCAAGCCCAUCGCCUAUAGUCAUUUGCCCAGCACAGUGAAAGAGGGAGACUCUGUCGAGAUCCAGUACUUUGGACGACGGGUCAAGGCUACUGUCACCGCCGAGCCGCUAUACCACACGCGGACGAGCGGGUUAGACUCAGGUUCAACCACAAAUAAUCCUUUUGAGUAGUGGAUAAGAUCAGACAGACAAGCCGGAUACAAAUCUCGGUGCUUUAAAAAUAUAAACUAAGC